GGGGACGUGUCGCACUGCAAAUCAAGUGAAACUGAAACUGAGCGAAAGUCAAACUGACAGCAACUGAGCAAGGAGUUAUGAACAACACAACUUUUGAGGGACAAAGAAGGGUGAGAAGCAGUGGGGCCUUGGCGGUGAAGAUAUUUCAAGUAGGGCAUCCCAUAAUGAGACAAGAAAAAGUUACUGGUUGCUAGGAAAGAAACACUCAGGUUUGAGGGAUUUUGGCAGAAUUUUGAAUUACCCGUGUUAAACAGUUGAGGAAUGUGCUAUAGCUGUUGUGAAAGGGAGAGCAGAGAAAUGAAGCCCCCUGUUGGAGGACAUACCUAUGGCUCUGUGCAACAGGUCCAACCCAAGUGCUGCUGAGAGCAAAAGAUAAAAACACAUUUUCAUCGGACAUGAUUUAAUUUGUGCGGGAAUAAAAAGCCGGCGUCCCAUCUGCCUGUGACUAGACCCCCAGUUGGCAAACCAGGUGAUACUCUCCUCUAUCUCCACAGAUGCAUUUUAAGCUGCCUACAUUCUAAUCCAAGCACUACCAGAGUCUUCAACCUUAUUUUGAACAGAACAUAGCCCCAUUGCUGUGAUACAUUUGUGUGCAUGUGUCUGAUAUUGUUGGUGUGUCAACCCUUUACAAGCCAGGUACUCCCAGGGGUCGUUCCCGGGGCUACUCGACCCCAUUGGCCAACAAAGAGGGCAGAAGUAUUGGAGGUGAAUCAGCCAUGUGGGAAUGGUGGAAAGUCGUUAACAGCCCUGAAUGUUACACCGGUGGCCUUGGGAUGACUGACCGGCACCAGCGGGAGGAGGUGUGUCUCUGGCCUCAGGGACCCACUGACAUGACCAGUCCCACUGGAUCUACAGGUCCCAGAGACAGGCUGCAGCAGAUCUACAAUAACGAACUGCUGGCGAUGAACCGGGAGAAUAUCAACCAACAGGUUCACGACAUUCGGCCCUCAAGUAUCGGCAAUGGUCACCCCCCUUACCGAACCAAUAACCAUGGCAGCGGGGGCGUCAGCAGUACCACGCCCAAUAACACCCCACUGGUGGUGCCCCAACCCGUCAAACCUGCCAAAACACCCAAAACUUACCAGUGUAAGAUGUGUGACCAGAUCUUUAAUACCAAAUCGGAUAUGUUGAUCCACUGUCAGCAAAUCCACAAGCAGGAUCCCAAACCCUACAAAUGCCCAACAUGCAACAAAUGUUUUGCCAACUCUUCAUACCUUUCGCAGCAUGCCCGAAUUCAUUCUGGCAUCAAACCUUACAAGUGCGAGAUCUGCGAGCGCAAGUUCACCCAGCUUUCACACCUACAGCAGCACAUUCGCACACAUACCGGCGAAAAGCCAUACAAGUGCAGUCACCCAGGCUGUGGCAAGGCCUUUUCGCAACUCUCCAAUCUCCAGUCGCAUUCGCGUUCCCACAUGACCGACAAACCCUACAGGUGUAACUCCUGCUACAAAUGUUUCGCAGACGAGAGCGGUCUGAGAGAGCACAUCCCCAAACAUUCAGAUACGAAGCACCUGAAAACCCAUAUAUGCAGAAUAUGUGGUAAAUCCUACACCCAGGAGACCUAUUUGACCAGGCACAUGGUGAAACACUCGCAGGACAAACUGCCUAAGGUGGGCUCUCGCCAGAUCAAGCAGGAGCCCGUGGACCAUGCCUCAGCCACCUUUGAUGACCGCGGCCCGGAAUCUUCCGUCAGCUCUUGCAGCAAGGGGUCGUCGGCGUUCGUGCCCAUCCCGCAUCAGUACGGCAGCCCUGUGUCUAUCAGCUCCUCAGCCGGAUCUUACAACUACGGCUCACCCCUGCAGGCCAACAACCUGAGCUCCACCCUACCCCACAUCUCUUCCAUGUCACCGCGCUACUUUCCGUAUGACCCACUCGGCUUCCGGAAGUCGGAGCCCCAGGAUCGGAACCUGAACAUGACCAUGACGAGGGACAGCGCCAUGCUGGCCAACAGUCUGCUUAGUCUGCAGCACAUCAAAAACUAUGCAUCUCAGCAGAUGCCUUCUUACACCCCAACCUGCACCAGCGGUGCCUCGCGACUGACAUGAAGCCUGUGAGUGCUAGCUCCACCCUAAAACCCUUCCUUAGGCACACCUGUUACACUUCCCCUCCCCCCACUAGAUUACUGGCCUCUCCAGUCUGGAUCCCCGAGGGAUCUGCCACACACAGGCCUCUCUCAUCUGGACCAGGGCCUGGACAACGGCGUUUUACAGACACACAAGGAGACCCAACAUGGACUUUAGAAAACUAUGAAAUAACCUGUCGGUCUGUCAUCCAUUUUACUGCAUUUUAUAAACAUAUGGUGUGUAAAAACUUGUUUGAAAUUCAUUACAACGAGCUGUCAAACAGCCUUGUCAAUUCAGUAGUGCUAUCUCCCGUGUUACUUUUUACACCUGAUUAUAUAUGGAGUCACAUACAUGUGAUAGCAUUGUAACUGUACAUAUCGAAAAGGCUGUUGGCACCAAUCUAGAUGGGGUUUUUAUCAGAACUGUGUAAUAAAUGACUUGUAGUUGUACUGUUAGCCAGUAGAGGGCAGCACUAACAUGUGAUGCUUACGAAGCAUUGUCCUGUUCUGCUAUCUGCGUGUAGAUUUUAUGUCUUGAAUUGUAUCUGACCAGACAAAAAUCUUGUCAAAAGACAAUCAUUGGAUCGUACCAAAGCUCAUCAUUUAGCAGGGGGAUGCCAAGGUUUUCAUGGACCUUUUCUUUCUUGGGUAGACAACCAGGAUUGUGCCGCAUACCGGACAGGUGAACCUUGGGAGGGAACUAAGGGUGGCAAGGGGAGUAUCUGCUAAGAACUGCAUACUAAACCUGCUGGUCAAUUGUCCACUGUUUUCACCUGAACAAUCAUGACUCAUCACAAAUCCUGUCUGAUGGACAGACAUAGCGCUCUAAAAGCGUGUUUACGGAAAGUCGGAUCUGAGGAAAAAAGUGGAAAAAGAUCAAGAAUGACAGGCAGAAGACUGUCCUGUGCCAAGUUCCCUGACCGUUUGCCAUCAUCACACCCCAAGGGUUUCAACAUCUCACUGCCAUGGAGGUGAGACAUCCUGAUAUUAGCUUUAAUCAGUUACUCGGUGUAUUUACCUACCUUUUGGGAACUUUUGAGCUUAGGUUGUCCAAGGCAGCCCAAUGGGUUGAGGGCUCAGAGUGGGGGUUACACUGUAGGUCCUCGCCCAUGGCAUUUUACACAAUCUUUAAGGAUACAUCUCUACUGGGAAUCAUUUUGGGUAAUGUUGACUUAGGUGACCAUUUUUGUACAUAAAUUCACACAUAUUAUAAAGGGUACUUUAAUGUUUCAGCAUUUAGAAUUAUCUUAUUAACUCAGUGUUAGACUAUUUUAUGAAUUAAGUUGAGGAUGCUACGCAUCUGUAGAAGAUUGGGUUUGCAAACACAUACAGUGUCGUUAUACACACUCCAUUUGAGCAUAUUUGUAAAUGGUCAUUCUUUCACGCUCCGUUUAUUUCUCAUGGGGAAUAGUGUGUAAAUCAGUUCUUUUGUAAUCGAGGAGAAACUGGUGUUUUUUAAUCUUUUGAGCUUGUUUGUAAAUUUGUAAGGUCUUCCAGUACUAGAUGCUGUGAAUAUAUAUAAAUGUAGAAAAGAAGUGUGAUUCACCGAGAGUCAUGCUUCCAAUAUAUAUGGGAUUUUUUGUGUGUGUGAUUACGGCAUUCUUAGCCACCAUAGAUAUCAU
Molecule: messenger RNA, 3684 nt
Organism: Liolophura sinensis
Lineage: Eukaryota; Metazoa; Mollusca; Polyplacophora; Chitonida; Chitonidae
Product: zinc finger protein rotund-like
Exons: 11
Coding region: 717-2045 (442 amino acids)
Biological process (GO): regulation of transcription by RNA polymerase II
Cellular component (GO): nucleus
Molecular function (GO): RNA polymerase II cis-regulatory region sequence-specific DNA binding; DNA-binding transcription factor activity, RNA polymerase II-specific
Source: RefSeq, a predicted model, not a curated record